Messenger RNA from Geosmithia morbida, 1116 nucleotides. Its product is annotated as 3-deoxy-7-phosphoheptulonate synthase. Gene Ontology annotation, biological process: aromatic amino acid biosynthetic process. The coding region runs from base 1 to 1116 and encodes 371 amino acids. Gene Ontology annotation, molecular function: 3-deoxy-7-phosphoheptulonate synthase activity. The record is from RefSeq and is a predicted model, not a curated record. The transcript is spliced from 4 exons. Lineage: Eukaryota; Fungi; Ascomycota; Sordariomycetes; Hypocreales; Bionectriaceae. Gene Ontology annotation, cellular component: cytoplasm.
AUGUCGUUCUUCAUUGAGAACAAGCAGGUUGGCCAGAAGGAGGAGGCCGAGGACUGGAGGAUCAAGGGCUACAACCCUCUCAUGCCCCCGGACCUGCUGCAGUUCGAGAUCCCCCAGACGCCCGAGUCGCGCGCGACAGUACGCCAGGGCCGCGACGACGUCGAGGCCGUGGUGCACGGCCGGGACCCCAAGAAGCGCCUCCUGGUGGUGAUAGGCCCUUGCUCGAUCCACGACCCGGAGGCCGCCCUGGCCUACUGCGACCGCCUGCUGGAGCUCAAGAGGAAGCACAGGGAUGAGCUGGUCAUAGUGAUGCGCUCCUACCUCGAGAAGCCGCGGACGACGGUCGGGUGGAAGGGCCUGAUCAACGACCCGGACAUUGACGGCAGCUUCAAGAUGAACAAGGGCCUGAGGAUCUCCCGCCAGAUGUUCGUCGACCUGACGCACAAGGGCAUGCCCAUCGCCAGCGAGAUGCUCGACACCAUCUCCCCGCAGUUCCUGGCCGACCUGCUGUCCGUCGGUGCCGUCGGCGCCCGCACCACCGAGUCCCAGCUGCACCGCGAGCUGGCCAGCGGCCUCAGCUUCCCCGUCGGCUUCAAGAACGGCACCGAUGGCAGCCUGGGCGUCGCUGUCGACGCCAUCGGCGCCGCCAAGCACCCCCACCACUUCCUCUCCGUCACCAAGCACGGCGGCGUCGCCAUCGUCGGCACCGUCGGCAACGACGACUGCUUCGUCAUCCUGCGCGGCGGCACAAAGGGCACAAACUACGACGCCAAGUCCGUCGCCGAGGCCAAGGCCGCCCUCGCCAGCAAGGGCGUCCGUCAGGGUCUCAUGAUUGACUGCUCCCACGGAAAUUCCAACAAGGACCACAGGAACCAGCCCAAGGUUGCCGCCGUCAUCGCCGAGCAGAUGGCCAAGGGCGAAGACGCCAUCAUGGGCGUCAUGAUUGAGAGCAACAUCAACGAGGGCAACCAGAAGGUUCCCGAAGAGGGCAAGGCUGGCCUCAAAUACGGCGUCAGCAUCACCGACGCCUGCAUUUCAUGGGAAGAUACCACUGUCGUCCUCGACCGAUUGGCCGACGCCGUCAAGCAGAGGAGGAUUGCUCUCGGGGUGAACUAG